Molecule: messenger RNA, 930 nt
Organism: Chenopodium quinoa (quinoa)
Lineage: Eukaryota; Viridiplantae; Streptophyta; Magnoliopsida; Caryophyllales; Amaranthaceae
Product: tetraspanin-19-like
Exons: 5
Coding region: 108-851 (247 amino acids)
Source: RefSeq, a predicted model, not a curated record
AUCGAAAGUGAUAUAUAGCAUACAAACAUGUAACAAAUCUUGCAUAUCACACUUCACGUAAAAUACAACACCAACAUAAACCCUUUUAAGCUUAGCUUAUUCAUCAAAUGUCAAGUAAAAAAUACCCUAACCUUAUUUCCAUGGACAAAGCUGCCAUGAAUUGCAUCAAAUUAUCAUUUAAACUCGCCAAUUUGGUCAUGGCGAUGACCGGGAUCGCAAUUCUUAUGUAUUGUGUAUGGAUGAUCGUUGUUUGCUUAAGAGAAUACUAUAAAUAUCCUUUCUCUUGGUUUUUGUGGGCUUGUAUACUUACCGGAAUCAUAUUUUGUUCCACAGCAUGCAUAGGGCAUGUAGGAGCUGAUACGAAGAAGAACAAUCUUCUACUUACCUUGUAUAUAGGGAUUAUGCUCGUUCUUAUUUUGGUGGAGAGUUUGAUCACAGCUGAUAUAUGCCUAAAUGACAAAUGGAAUAAGGAUAUCCCUAAGGAUCGCACAAAAAGAUUUGAUCACUUUGUGGAUUAUGUCGAUGACCACUCCAAUAACUUCAAGUGUUUAGGCGUGUUGAUAGCAUUCUCUCAGGCUCUUUCAUUCUUCCUAGCCAUAGUAAUUCGAGCAAUGCGAUCCAAAUCACACCGGAAAUACGAAGAUGAAGAAGCCAACCUUCCUUUCUUAGAUCAUCAAAUUCAACCUCCACCUCUACCGUAUGCCGUCGGCCACCCCGAUCCACAAUACUAUCCACCACCACCCUACGCGCACGGUUAUGGUUAUGCCCCCUAUGUAACAGGGAGUGAGAAGGGCGAGUACGUAGCUGCUACUGUACAAGCUGCUCCUUAUAGCUUUACUCCUACUUCUUGAUGUUGAUCAUCUGAUUUUUGUAAAAUUUGAAUGAACUUAUUAUUGUUAUUGACUUUUUGUUAUACAAAAUUUUAUCUAC